AUGUGGUUGGUCAACUGGUUCUACGAUGUCCUCUCCUCCUUGGGCCUGCUCAACAAGCACGCCAAGCUUCUUUUCCUAGGACUUGACAAUGCUGGAAAGACUACCCUGCUACACAUGCUGAAGAAUGACCGGAUCGCCAUUCUGCAACCUACCCUCCAUCCGACAUCGGAGGAGCUGGCAAUCGGCAAUGUAAGAUUUACGACGUUCGAUCUCGGCGGCCAUCAGCAAGCCCGCCGUCUCUGGAAGGACUACUUCCCCGAGGUGAAUGGCAUCGUCUUCCUCGUCGAUGCCAAGGACCAUGAGCGGUUCCCCGAGGCCAAGGCCGAGCUCGACGCCCUCCUCUCCAUGGAGGAGCUGGGCAAGGUCCCAUUUGUCAUCCUCGGUAACAAGAUCGACCACCCGGAUGCGGUAUCCGAGGACGAGCUCCGCCACCAACUGGGCAUGUUCCAGACCACGGGUAAGGGCAAGGUGCCUCUCGAGGGGAUCCGGCCGAUCGAGGUGUUUAUGUGCUCGGUCGUCAUGAGGCAGGGUUAUGGCGAGGGUAUCAGGUGGUUAUCCCAGUAUGUCUUCCCGCCCGAAGCCUUCGACUACACCAUCCUCCCGGACAUCAACACCAACUUCCUAUCCACCGAGCACCUAGAGGCCUUCAUCCAGGCCCUCGGCGCCCCGGACGCGAUCCAGAGCCCCGACGACGCCUCCUCGUCGCUCCAGCCCGACAGCCCUACGGGCCUGCGGAGCGACAACCUGCCCAGCGUCACAAAGCGCCCCUCGCAGGAGUCGGUCGGGGGCACCUCGCGGGGGGACGGCGGAUAUGACCACUCCGGCGCGGUGGCGGCCGCGCAGGCGGCGGCGGACCACUCCGCCGCAGACCAGCCGCUCGCCUCCCCGCGCCCGGCCGGCGGCCACCGGUCGGGCAGUGCUGGGAGCCUGUUCAUCACGGCGGCGAACGACUGGGCGCCGGUGCACGAGAAGGUGACGAGGACGGGGCGGCGGCACCGGGACCGCGAUCGAGGGCGGCGGCGGCGCAGGGCUGGCGACGCGGCUGCGGCGGUGCUGGGCCGCCGGUCCAAGGACGAGACGAGGGAGGGGUAUCUGUACGGGGUGCUCAAGUGGCCGUUCCUGCUGAUCGUCGGGGCGUGGAUCGUCGGGCUGGCGGUCGCGUACCUGGCCACGAGGACGUACAUAUGGGGGUACGAGUACUUUGUGGCGUGGCGCGGGACCAGGGAGAGGCUGCGGAGGGCGAUGCGGGCGACGUCCAACUACCGCGAGUGGGUCGCCGCGGCGAGGCAGCUGGACGGGUUCCUGGGGAACGAGCGGUGGAAGGAGGAGAACGAGUACGCGUACUACGACAGCAAGACGGUCAAGAGGGUGGGGGGCGAGAUCAGGAAGUGCAGGAUCAGGGCCGAGGCCGUCGAGGCCCGGGCCGCGAACGGAGAUGUGGCUAGGAGCUUGAGAGGCGCCACCCCUGGGAAGGAUGCGGAGGCGGUGGAGGACCUCAAGGCGCUCAUCGAGGCGUGCGUCAAGAACAACUUCGCCGGCGUGGAGAACCCGAGGCUGUACAGCCAGACGUACUACGGCACCAAAAAUCUCGUGCAAAAUUUUGUUGAUGAAGUGGGCAAAAGCAUCAAUUUUUUGCUCGAGACACAUCAGCUCUCGUUAGAGCAGAAGAGGACUCUGUUCAAGGGCAUACACGCCAACUACGGCCGCACUGCUCUGUGCCUGUCUGGAGGGGCGUCGUUUGCUUACUAUCACUUCGGAGUCGUCAAGGCGCUUCUGGAUGAAGACCUCAUGCCCGAUGUCAUCACCGGCACGAGCGGGGGAGCUCUCGUGGCAGCGUUGAUCGCGACGAGGACCAACGAAGAGUUGAAGAAGCUUCUGGUUCCCGCCUUGGCGCGUCGGAUCACUGCCUGCGAGGAGUCCAUCGCAGUCUGGUUCAGGCGAUGGUGGAAGACGGGCGCCAGGUUCGACUCGAUAGACUGGGCCAAGAAGUGUAGUUGGUUCACCCGUGGCUCCAUGACUUUCCGGGAGGCGUACGAGCGGACGGGGCGGAUUCUCAACGUAUCCUGCGUCCCUUCAGAUCAGCAUUCGCCGACGAUCCUCUGCAACUACCUGACGAGUCCCGACUGCGUCAUCUGGUCAGCGGUGCUUGCCUCGGCGGCCGUGCCCGGGAUCCUCAACCCCGUCGUCCUCAUGAUGAAGACACGCAACGGGCAGCUCGUGCCUUACUCGUUCGGGCACAAGUGGAAAGACGGCAGCCUCCGGACGGACAUCCCCAUCAAGGCCCUUAACCUGCACUUCAACGUAAACUUCACCGUCGUCAGCCAGGUCAACCCCCACAUAAACCUCUUCUUCUUCUCCUCCCGGGGCUCCGUCGGCUCGCCCGUCACGCACCGGAAAGGCCGCGGCUGGCGCGGCGGCUACCUGGGCUCCGCGACGGAGCAGUACCUCAAGCUCGACCUGAACAAGUGGCUGCGGGUGCUCCGCCACCUGGAGCUGCUGCCGCGGCCCCUGGGGCAGGACUGGUCCCAGCUCUGGCUGCAGGAGUUUGGCGGCACCAUUACCAUCUGGCCCAAGACGGCUCCAGGCGACUUCCUCCACAUACUGAGCGACCCGGACCCGGCGCGGCUAGCUCGGAUGCUCCACGAGGGCCAGCAGAGCGCCUUCCCGAAGCUCAAGUUUGUGGCGAACCGGCUGAGGGUCGAGAGGCUCAUCGAGCGCGGCCGCAGGGAGACGAGGCCGUUUGUGAGGAGGGGCAGCAUCGAGACCAUCAUCAGCGAGGACGACCUGAGGAGCCUGCUCCGGGGACAGGGCGUCGGGGUGAGCGCGACGGAGACGGAGGACGAGACGACGGAUGUGGAUGGGGAUGGGGAGGAGGGGAGCAGGGUUGUCGACGGCAGCGAGGAGGCGGUCUCGGACGGUGAUGAAUAUUAUGUGGCUGAGGUGGACGGGUUGAAGGAGGAUUAG
Messenger RNA from Phialemonium atrogriseum, 2964 nucleotides. Its product is annotated as ADP-ribosylation factor family-domain-containing protein. Gene Ontology annotation, molecular function: GTP binding; GTPase activity; triacylglycerol lipase activity. Bases 1 to 2964 code for a protein of 987 amino acids. NCBI's taxonomy places the organism in Eukaryota, Fungi, Ascomycota, Sordariomycetes, Cephalothecales, Cephalothecaceae. Gene Ontology annotation, biological process: lipid metabolic process. The record is from RefSeq and is a predicted model, not a curated record. The transcript has 6 exons.